AUGGAUGUGACCUUCUCCUGCAGCGUUCUGGGGUGCUCAAGGCUGGAGACUGCUCCUUCCACCAAGCCAGGAAAUGCAGUUAGUUCCUGCUGUUGGCAACUACCUAAUAAAAUAAAGAGCCUGAACUUACAGUGAGGCACUUCUUCCAAGACCCUACAUCCUUUCUGUGGCUCUUCUUCAGGUCUUGGUUAUCCCCUCCGAGAUGUAAGCAACCAUACUCUCUUCCUACUUCCACUGCUUGGGAUAAAACCUCCCCUGGGAUUUGCUGGCUAGUGCAGGCAGAGAGGGUGCAGCUCCUCCAGCUACAGCAUCCCUUGGGUACCAGAGCUCUUGAGCAUCAAGUCUGUUUCCAGCUGCAGCUUUCCAAGCUACCAGCUCAGCUCCCUCCUCUACAAGCUGGACUGAAAUGCUCCAGACCUCCAUGGAGGUGUGUGGUGGGGCCAGGCAUGUUCCUGGGGAUGAAGAAACAUGGGAAGGAGGGCAGCCGGGAGGGUGAAGAGUGGAACUGACAGACUGUGAGGAACCAGCAGCCUCAUCUCCUGAUGCACAGCCAUGGCAUGAAAGGGUGCUUCAACACCUGGGUCUCUGCAACAUGAUAAAAGGUGUCCUGACCCCUCCUCUGCAUUUACCCAGCAAACUGCUUUGACAAAAUACCCAAAGGCUGUGAGUGGGCCAGUAACCUUAACCUUCUCUUUGGGAAACCGGAAUAACUGAGCCACAAAGAUUUCAGGAAUGCCUCCCCAUGUGCUCGGCAGAGCAGGGGCAGUGCCCCUACACGCCGCCGAAAGAUGCUCUCGCCUCAGAUUUUCACUUGCCCUUCUGGAAGCCUGGUCAAAUCAUGCGGGCUUCUAAAUCAAACCCACCACUUUUGUUUAAAGUUUGUCAUACCCAGUGAUGAAAUGAUGAUGGAUUACUUCAUUGUGGUUGCCAGGAUUCUUUGUCCAAACACACAAUAGGGAUAUUCAUUUACUGCUCUGACUACGAAUGCUUUUAUCCUCCUUAUAUAGUAACAUCUCUGCACCAAAGGGUGUUUCAUUUGUCACUGACACACUUCAUCCUCCCAGCUCACAACCUGCAGCUGGCAGGUUAUUCAUGGGUACCCUGAGCUUCUCUGAUUUAUUAUCAGCCUUUUCCAACUGAUACCACCCUUUCUGCGCCUCCGGCCACCCCACCCUGGUGGGCACCGCAUUGCUCUGGGCAAUAUAAGAGGGCUGGGGUGACUCUCUGAUGGGGAGACGGGAUGAAAAGCAGGAGCUGUUCCCUCAGAAGGAGAGCACGAGCUGCAGGAUGGGGAUGCAAUUGGACAGGGAGUGUGCCUGGAACAGCAGUGCGAAGUGAUUAUGCCUUCAAAUCUGAAGGUGGCGAAUCCAAAGCGGAUAAAAGGAAGCAUUUUUUUUCACUUCAUGCUUAAUUAGGCUGUCACAGGAAAACACUCAGGCCAAAAUUUAGCAGGAUUCAGGGAGGAAUUGGGCAUUUAUGGGGAUAACAAAAAUAUCCAGCUAUAAUAGCGGAUGCCAACACAAAUUCUGGAAGGGAUAUUAAGCCUCACGCGUCAGGGUGUAAACCUAUCCCAAACUUUCAGAAAGCAGGGAGCUUAAUGCAGGAGCAGAUAACCCACAUGUGCUACUGCUACUGCCACCGCCUCGCUGUGAGCAUGGCCCUGCACUGGCUGAGAUGCUGGCUGGACCAUGUCUGGAGCCCCGUUUCCUGCAGCUGGCAGCACCUCUGACAAGAGCUGUGAAUUUCUCUUGGCAAUUCAGCCCUUCUCGUGUAGUACCCCUGGGCUACGUGGCUCCCAGGGGCUCUGACCUCCUCCAUCUCAUCCAUCCUCUUGCUUUGCCAGUUGAUAACAGUCUUAUCACUUCAACGCAGAGACAGCCCCUCUGGAGUAAGGGUCGGUGCAGACCACGAGCAUGUCCUUGGGUGUUGUGGCAUCUUUCUUCUUCCAGCCAAUCCCCACACUUCCCUCACAGAUUGUUUGUUGCCCAAAUGCACUUUCACCACUUGAUCUCAUCCCUCCUGUUUCUCCUGGAGCCAAUUUCUGGCCUACGAAAGUGGCUGCUCCAUUCUGGCGUCUCAUGGGUGCUGCAUGUUCAGAGUCGUGGCCCUGCUUUCAUGACCAGGGCCGUCUCACCCAUCCUCUUGCUUUGCCUGCUGAUAACAGCCUUGCCACUUCAACCCAGAGAUAGCUCCUUGAGUAAGGGUCUGUGCAAACAAUGGGCAUGUCCCUGGGUGUUGUGGCAUCUUCCCACAGCUUCUUGCUUCCAGCCAAGCCUCUCAUUUCCCUCGAAAGUUACUUGUCGCCUAAAUGCACCUUCGCCUACUGAUCUUACCCCUCCUGUUCCCUGUUUCUGCUGGGGCUGAUUUCCAGCCUCCAAAAGUGGCUGCUCCAUUCUGGUGUCUCAUGGGUGCUGCACGUACGCAACCCUACUUUCACGAGCACCGUGCAGAUAAGCCUGGGAUUGUGGCUUGCACAGAGCCUUCCUCACCCACUCCACAUCAGUGGCAAUCACCGCAGUACCUGCUUUUUUGGCUGAAAAAAAGCGACUGCCACCCCCAGCCAGUGUGUGGCCCACGGGCUACAGCCCAGGCUGGGGCGAAACUCCAUGCUGUGGUACCCAGGAGCUGGGUGAUAGCACCUCCAUCUCCACCAAGGACGGUGCCAUUGCAUCCCACACUGGUUGUUAACGGGAUGCCUGUGCUGCUCUAGUUGCUGCAAGAUGGGACGCUCUUGAGGUCCUGACCACUGUGCAAGGUCAGAGAGAGCUCAGCACGACCCCCGGGGAGCCUGGAGCUCUGACGUUCCAGGGCUAGGGGCUCCCGUGCUUGCCGCUUGUGUGCUCACCACCUUGCCAAGGGCAACCCUGCUGGGGUCCUUUGGAUCUCCUCUCGCUGCGGAGCCUUGCACCCACAGGGGCUUCCAACUGGAGACAUUUCUGGAGGGCAUGAAUCAGCUUUUCACAGCUUGUUAAAAAUCUUGAUCCUACCUCUUGUUUUCAUGCCUUUCAAAUCAGGAAAUGAGUUUUACAACUUUUCCAGUGGGGCACAGCUGGUGGCCAGGGUCGUAAAGCUGAACUUUAUAAAUAUCUCUGGUUGGGAUCAGGGGAAGAGCAUUAAAAAGGCAGAGAGAGAGACAGAGAGAGAGUGAGAGAAGGGACAAGAGUGAAGGCAAUAGAGAAGUAAGGCAACCUCAGUGAAGAAACCCAGCUCAACGCCAGCCAUGGCCAUCAGAGCACAGAAGAUGGGGUGUGCCUGGGGCAGGGUUUGCCUGCUGCUCUCUCUCAUCCUCCAGCUGCCUGGCUCCCAGGCCAAAUGCUACUUCCAGGCUAAAGCUCCAUGUGAGUACGAGGGGAAGCAGUUUUCCCUGGGGGAGUCGUGGCUGAGCACCAACUGCCUGCUCUGCACCUGCCUGCACCCCAUUGGUGUGGGCUGCUGCGAGACAACCCAGCACCCCAUCGACUUCCCCGACUGGUGCGAGGCCCACUACGACACGCAGACCUGCCAGAUCUCGGUGGUGCAGAAGGCCAACCCCAGCCUGCCCUGUGUGAAGAGCAUGGAGCACGAGUGGGGCUCAUCUGGCACCCCUGAGCCACUGAUCAACAAGGUGCUGGGCGCGGGGCUGAGCAGAUAAGAGGCUUGG
Cuculus canorus (common cuckoo) is the source of this 3640-nucleotide messenger RNA. RefSeq names its product microseminoprotein, prostate associated (gene MSMP). The record is from RefSeq and is a predicted model, not a curated record. The transcript has 3 exons. Bases 3221 to 3631 code for a protein of 136 amino acids. NCBI's taxonomy places the organism in Eukaryota, Metazoa, Chordata, Aves, Cuculiformes, Cuculidae.